Messenger RNA from Coprinopsis cinerea okayama7#130, 762 nucleotides. RefSeq lists its product as hypothetical. Bases 1 to 762 code for a protein of 253 amino acids. The transcript has 4 exons. NCBI's taxonomy places the organism in Eukaryota, Fungi, Basidiomycota, Agaricomycetes, Agaricales, Psathyrellaceae. The record is from RefSeq and is a predicted model, not a curated record.
AUGUCGACUCAUGUCAAGAAUCACGCCACUGGUAGCAAGCAACAGGGCCAUGGGUAUCGCUCUCUAGACUUAGAGGAGUUGUGGGGUUUUGGUAACCUGAGCUGGACUCAGUUUCAGGAGCGUCGAGAGAAGUUGAGCGCCAAACACAGCAAGAAACAUUCCCGCCGUUAUCCCUCUCCCGCCUUAUGGUCAAGCCCAGCAAAGUCCGGCUGCGAGGACCCUCAGUCCUCUGACCUCUCUCAGCACACUACACACCAGUCGCCAGUUAACUCUCAAGCUCAGUCAUUCUUUUCCUUUGUGCCAGAAGUGUGGCGCGAACAUUGGCGCACAAAUCCGCCCAAGACCCCACCACCGGAUUGGACGAACUCUGUGGAGAAAGGGAGGGAAAUCUUUGUGAACAUUGGACCAAUUCCAGGUGAUGUUCCUGAGCCUGAGCAUCAUGCCGAUUCCCCUCCACCUUUGAUGGAUCCAGAGCUUGCGAACGAAAACAAAGUGCCAGUGUUGAACGCUCCACCUCCCUAUGUCGAUACUGGGUUUGAGCUCCCUCCCAACAAGCGACGCGCCCUUGAACACCCAGCUACUGGACGACCAACUCCCAUUCCUAUCAACACCGAAUCUACAUCAUUUGUUUUGAAGCCUGCGGAGAAUCACGCGCAAAUGCGUCUCCAAUUCCUGGAGCUAGAGAUCAAGACUCUUAGGGGGAUGGCUGGUGUGUUGGAGGAGCAUGCAGACUCGCUUCGAGGUCUCAUUAAAUACAACUAG